Eruca vesicaria subsp. sativa (arugula) is the source of this 468-nucleotide messenger RNA. The record is from the annotation of a GenBank genome assembly. NCBI's taxonomy places the organism in Eukaryota, Viridiplantae, Streptophyta, Magnoliopsida, Brassicales, Brassicaceae.
AUGUCUCUUGACUUCUCUAGAAUUUCGUAUCCCGGAGAUGUAUUUGUGUUUCUUAUUGGUUUGAUACAUUUUCACGUGAACGUUGGGAUGACAAAUGCGGUUGCAAUUGCUGCGGCUGGGAGUCAAAACCCCGGUUUGAUCACGAUACGUCAUGCGUUUUUUGGAUCAAACCCGAUGAUUGACCCAAGCAUUUUGGCUAAAGCAUUUGCGUUGGACUUGAACAUAGAUGAACUCACACUUUUGAUGAGUGAAAAUCUUUGUGUUGAAAGAUCAAAUAUCACUGCAAGUUUAGACUAUGAAUAUUCCAAAAUUGUUGGACCAGAGCGAUCAGGAAGAGCAUGUUGCCUAGGACGUGGACCUACACCUUCAAAGCUAUUGAAAAUGUCCAAUACUCCAAAUUUAGAAGCGUUAAAUUCUGAAGUGGUUGAGCUAAAGUCACAAGUUUCAGAACUGCAAACUCAAGUCUAG